This is a messenger RNA of Humulus lupulus (European hop), 1687 nucleotides long. Its product is annotated as UDP-glycosyltransferase 74G1-like. Lineage: Eukaryota; Viridiplantae; Streptophyta; Magnoliopsida; Rosales; Cannabaceae. The transcript has 2 exons. Bases 127 to 1566 code for a protein of 479 amino acids. Gene Ontology annotation, molecular function: UDP-glycosyltransferase activity. The record is from RefSeq and is a predicted model, not a curated record.
UUUUUUCUUCUGAGACUACACAUGCCAUUGUUCCGAUCCUUCUACAUAUACAUAUUUCUUCUAUGAUAACACCUAAGAAAAAUUAAACCCAAGAAAGAUCAUCUUAUCAUAUUUACAUAGCUAGAAAUGGAUCCAAAGCCAAAGAAAAUCUCAAAUAACAACAAGAAGAUGAUUCAUGUUCUACUUCUUCCUUAUCCCACACAAGGACACUUAAACCCUAUGCUCCAAUUCGCCAAGCGUUUAGUCUCCAAAGGAAUCAAAGCCACUUUGGCCACCACCAUCUUCGUCCACGCCUCACUACACAAAGCCAACCCAACUACUACAAACCCUAACCAUCAUCAUCAUCUAAGCAUCGAUUUCGAGACCAUCUCCGAUGGCUACGACACCACUGGUCGCUCCGUCUCCGGAAUCGGAAUCUACCUCGAAACCUUCCGAGUCGUGGGAUCUCGAACACUGGCCGAGUUGAUAAGAAGGCUCAGCGAGUCCGGUCGACCGGUGGAUGCGGUUGUGUACGACUCGUUCUUGCCUUGGGGGCUCGACGUGGCCAAAGGGUUUGGCCUUGUCGGAGCUGUGUUGUUCACUCAGUCGUGUGCUGUUAACGCCGUGUAUUAUCAUGUUCACAACGGAGCUGUACUGGUUGAUGAAGGUGAUGACGUUAAGGGGAAGAAGAAGGUGGUUUCGCUACCGUCGUUAGUUCCUCUUCAGAUCUCGGAGUUGCCGUCGUUUUACUCGCCGGGAUUGUAUCCCGGUUACCAUUAUUUAGUACUUAAUCAGUUCUCUAAUGUCGAUAAAGCUGAUUUUGUGCUUUUUAAUUCCUUCUUCGAGUUAGAAAAAGAGAUCGUAGAAUGGAUGGCAAAAUUGUGGCCAGUAAGAACCAUAGGUCCGACGGUUCCGUCGAUGUGCUUAGACAAAAGACUUGAAAACGACAAAGACUACGGCAUCAAUCUGUGGCAGCCAGACAACGACAUUUGCAUAAAAUGGCUAAAUGAGAAGUCGUUUGGCUCUGUCGUUUACGUGUCGUUCGGAAGCGUAGCGAAAUUAGAAUCGGAACAGAUGGUAGAACUAGCAUGGGGUUUGAAGAACAGUAAGCACUACUUCUUAUGGGUAGUAAGGGAGUCCGAAAAGACCAAACUACCCUUGGAAGAUACACUUAAGCUUGAUGAAAAAAAGCAAGGAUUAUUGGUGAAUUGGUGCCCUCAGUUGGAAGUGUUGGGGCAUAAAUCUUUAGGGUGCUUUUUGACUCAUUGUGGGUUCAACUCGACCCUUGAGGCCCUGAGCUUGGGAGUGCCAUUGGUGGCCAUGCCCCAAUGGACUGACCAAACCACCAAUGCUAAGUAUGUUGAAGAAGCUUGGGGAGUUGGGAUUAGGGCUAGGCCUGGUGAGGAUGGAAUAGUGAGAAGAGAAGUUGUGGAGAAUUGUGUGAAGGAAUUAAUGGAAGGUGAAAAGGGAACGGAGAUUAAGAAAAAUGUUAAUAAAUGGAGAGAUUUGGCUAGAGAGGCAGUGGGUCAUGGAGGUAGCUCUGAUAAGAACAUUGAUGAAUUUGUAGCCAAACUAGCCCCUCUUUAAUUACCCAUUUAUUAUUUCUUUGUAAUAUUUAAUUAAUGAGAUAUCAUCAAUAAGGGGGUUUUCUUUGUUUGGAAAUAUUUAUAUUAAUUAUUUUUAAAUAAACGUUCUAAUUUUCCAAGAA